Fusarium musae is the source of this 405-nucleotide messenger RNA. RefSeq lists its product as uncharacterized. The record is from RefSeq and is a predicted model, not a curated record. Lineage: Eukaryota; Fungi; Ascomycota; Sordariomycetes; Hypocreales; Nectriaceae. The coding region runs from base 1 to 405 and encodes 134 amino acids. Gene Ontology annotation, cellular component: extracellular region. The transcript is spliced from 2 exons.
AUGCAUUACGCUUUGGCUAUUAGCGCUCUUCUCUCCACAGCUUCGGCACUGGGCAUUAACUGCCGAGGAUCUGGCUUUUGCAACAUCAACAACGCUAGCUUGAACGAUGUCUUAACUCAAGCAAAGCAGCUAGUAGCUCGCGGACAGGGUGAUCACUUCUGGCCCGAGCAUGUUCAAAUUGCUUGUGCCUCAGGCCAAUACGGCUCGAUCUGUGCUUUCUUCCAGAAUGGUGCAAGUGGCACUACAACCCGGGCUAUCGACUUGAUCCAGGGCAUCAUUGACCAUGGAUGCACUCAGUGUGGCAGCAUUCCUACGAAUCCUGGCAACAACGUUGAUAGUGGGGAGCUGACAGUAAACUAUGUUCAGAAUCCUUGCUGUAACGGUAACUGCUACUGCCCUGUUUAA